Messenger RNA from Rattus rattus (black rat), 1782 nucleotides. It is a transcript of the gene Nhej1, whose product is annotated as non-homologous end joining factor 1. Lineage: Eukaryota; Metazoa; Chordata; Mammalia; Rodentia; Muridae. Bases 471 to 1388 code for a protein of 305 amino acids. The record is from RefSeq and is a predicted model, not a curated record. Gene Ontology annotation, cellular component: DNA ligase IV complex; nucleus. Gene Ontology annotation, molecular function: DNA end binding. Gene Ontology annotation, biological process: double-strand break repair via nonhomologous end joining. The transcript is spliced from 9 exons.
GGGUGGUGUGUGAGACUCCUCCUUAACUGGCUUCGUGUUCUGCCCGCUGGACUGAAUUAACUUUGUUACCCUUUGGGGCCAAGAGCCUUACCUCUGUGCAGCGGUGUUGUAAAAGUGAGAGACGGGCGACAUAGUCCCUACAGGGGAGGUGAAUGGACGCCUAGGGCGCUCGGGGACCGGGGUUGUGACCUCUGGCUGCAGGGCCUAAGGUUUACCCUCUCUGGUGGCACAGGGCGUGGGCCGGCCGGUUGGUCUGUAGGGCCUUGCUGCCCCCUGCAGGGUGUUGUCAGAACUAUGCUUGAGAGAGGAACCCAAGUGGCAGAACGUUCGUCGUGCAACUUCACAUUCUCCCUCUUAAAAGACCAAUUGAACUGGCGAGGUUAGUCUGUCUCAUGUAUCCUCAACUGGUCUGGGAAUCCUGACCUUUCUGCCUCGAUCAAGUUCUGGGAUUACAGUCAGGCAGCACCUUCAUGAUGGAGGAACUAGAGCAAGGCCUGUUGAUGCAGCCAUGGGCAUGGUUACAACUUGCUGAGAACUCACUCUUGGCCAAGGCUUCUAUCACCAAGCAUGGUUAUGCCUUGCUGAUUUCGGAUCUUCAACAGGUGUGGCAUGAACAGGUGGACACUUUGGAGGUCAGCCAGCGAGCCAAGGAGCUGAACAAGCGCCUCACCGCUCCCCCUGCAGCUUUUCUCCAUCACUUGGAUGAAGUGCUUCGCCCACUGUUUAAAGAUUCUGCCCACCAGGAUGCUUCUCACCCUAGCAAAGCCACUUUCUCCUGUGAUCGUGGAGAGGAGGUAUUGAUUCUGAGGGUGAGGAGUGAGCUCUCUGGUCUCCCCUUCAAUUGGCAUUUCCACUGUCUUCCAGCUAGUUCUUUACUGGUCUCUCAGCAUUUGAUUUGUCCUCUGAUGGGUGUGAGCCUGGCAUUGCACAGUCAUGUGAGGGAGCUAGCAGCAUUGCUUCGGAUGAAGGACCUUGAGAUCCAGGCCUACCAGGAGAGUGGGGCUGUGCUGAGCCGAAGUCGAUUGAAGACAGAGCCAUUUGAAGAAAAUUCUUUCUUGGAACAGUUUAUGGUAGAGAAAUUGCCAGAGGCAUGUGCUGUUGGUGAUGGAAGGCCGUUUGCCAUGAAUCUGCAGAGCCUGUAUGUGGCAGUCACAAAGCAGCAGGUCCAAGCCAGGCAGAAGCAUAAAGGCUCUGGAGAGCCUCCGACAUCAAGCAGCACCUCCCCUCAAGGAACUGAUAGCCAGCUUCAGAACCGGCCAGAACAGCAGAUCUCUCCCACUCCAACCCUCUCAGAGGCUGCAUGUGAGCCUGUGGCUGCUUCAGGCCCUGUGCAUAGAGCUCAGCUGGUAAAGGCCAAGAGGAAGAAGCCCAGGGGACUCUUCAGUUAGCUCACUAUGUCUCAGCCACCGAGAAGAGAGCAAAACCGCUUCCUAGCAUCACCCGGAGAGGAGCUUGCAUGGCAAAGCAUCCGUCAGAGGCCUGAGUUUGUACUGACGGGCCACCUGAGUGGGAACUUCAUCAGUGGAAGCCUGACUCCAACUCACUGGCAGUCCGGAUAUGAGUGACGCCAGCUCCUUGUUUGGCUGAUGCCAGCUCCUUGUUUGAUAGCAUUCUUUCUCUAGAACUAGCAUCUGUGGCAAACUUAGAUACAUGAAGCGAGUUUGCAAAGAGGCGCAUGCCCAAAACACCAAGCUGUCUUUCACAGGGGCCUCUCACCAGUCCCACAUGACCCUUAGAAAGCCGCUCCCUCAACACAGAGUAAAAGAUGCUCACAUCCCUCAA